Mercurialis annua (annual mercury) is the source of this 1620-nucleotide messenger RNA. Its product is annotated as epidermis-specific secreted glycoprotein EP1-like. The transcript has a single exon. NCBI's taxonomy places the organism in Eukaryota, Viridiplantae, Streptophyta, Magnoliopsida, Malpighiales, Euphorbiaceae. The coding region runs from base 230 to 1498 and encodes 422 amino acids. The record is from RefSeq and is a predicted model, not a curated record.
ACUUUAGAUUUUGAACGAAAACAAUGAGCAGAUGAUGCAAACAUUUGUAGAAACAAAGAGAUGAUAUGAUGUUGAACCUUAUCCAUUCCAAGUCAACAAGGAGGCAAUUCAUUCAAAGAGAGUAGAAGCAUUAUUAUAUCAAAUGACAUACCAUUCCAUUUACAUACAACAGUGUAGAUUGCUAUAAAAACAGCCCUGUCUUUGUUCAAAAUUUAUUACACAAAACACAAUGCCUUCUUUUUCUAUCACACACUCAUUGCUCUCUCUUUGCUUCAUCUUCUCCUCCAUUGCUCAUGCUUCUCUUCCUCCCUCUGCAACUUUCAAGUACGUCAAUGAAGGGGAAUUUGGUGAAUAUAUUGUAGAGUAUGAUGCAAAUUACCGUAUCCUGACACCCUUUGCUCAGCCUUUCCAACUCGCCUUCUACAACACCACCCCUAAUGCCUACACCCUUGCACUGCGUAUGGGCACUGUUAGAUCUGAAUCACUGAUGCGUUGGGUCUGGGAAGCCAACCGCGGCAACCCCGUCCGUGAAAAUGCCACCCUCACCUUCGGAACUAAUGGGAACCUCGUCUUGGCUGACGCGGAUGGCCGCAUUGCAUGGCAAACCAACACUGCUAAUAAAGGUGUCGUGGGGUUCAAGUUACUGUCAAAUGGUAACAUGGUUCUUCAUGACGCAAAGGGUAAGUUCAUUUGGCAAAGCUUUGAUCAUCCAACUGAUACCCUUUUAGUAGGUCAGUCUCUUAAGCUUGGGGGAGCGACAAAGCUCGUGAGUCGGGUGAGUCAGAAUAAAAAUGCAAACGGCGGUUAUAGUUUGGUGAUGGAAGACAAGACUCUUGCUAUGUAUUAUCAGAGUCCGAAUUCUCCAAAACCAUUGCUUUAUUUUUCAUUUUCUGAUCUGUUUUCCGUAACGAAUGGUGGCUUGGACCAUGUAACGUUCGAGUCAGGCUUAACAUUAUCAUUUGGAGGCGGCGGCGGUCUUACUUUAAGACGGCCAAAGUACAACACUACGCUAUCUUAUCUUCGGUUGGAAAUAGACGGGAACUUGAGAUUCCACACUUACGAAGACAAUGCAGAUUACAGUGCUUGGCAAGUGACUUACACUCUUUUUUCGAGGGAUUCAUGGGAAACCGAAUGCCAGUUACCCCAAAAGUGUGGAAGCUUUGGUCUGUGCGAGAGUGACCAAUGUGUAGCCUGUCCGUCGCCGAAAGGGCUGUUGGGUUGGAGUAAGAAUUGCCAGGCAACAAAGAUAUCUUCGUGCGGAGUGAAUAAUUUCCGUUACUAUAAACUUGAAGGUGUUGAUCAUUUCAGCUCCAAGUACAGUGUUGGAGAAGGAGUGAUGAAGCAAGAUAGUUGUAGCAACAAAUGUACAAAAGAUUGCAAGUGUUUGGGGUAUUUCUACAACACUCAGUCAUCCAGGUGUUGGAUUGCUUAUGAUCUCAACACUUUGACAAAAGUUGCCAAUUCUACUCAUUUGGCUUACAUCAAGGCACCAAAAUGAGUAGAUGAUCAUUAUAUUUGGGUGUUUUUGUUUGGCUUUUCAUUGUAUUUUCUUCUUCUUUUAGCCUUCACCAGGUUAUGUUUUGUUUUUCAAUUAAUCAAUAAUAAAUUUACUUUUCCAAA